Molecule: messenger RNA, 2575 nt
Organism: Fragaria vesca subsp. vesca
Lineage: Eukaryota; Viridiplantae; Streptophyta; Magnoliopsida; Rosales; Rosaceae
Product: zinc finger CCCH domain-containing protein 18-like
Exons: 8
Coding region: 307-2007 (566 amino acids)
Molecular function (GO): RNA binding; metal ion binding
Source: RefSeq, a predicted model, not a curated record
UGUUUUUGAGUUUGAACUAGAGACAAGGCGCUCUCUCUCUUUGCUUCUAUCUUCUCUAAGAGCUCUCUCUAUCCUUCUGUCAUUUUUUGCUUUUUUUUUGUUUGUUUGUUUCAGAGAGAAUGUGUGUUCUUUUCUGUUUUGGAGAAGAGGAGGAGAUUAAAGUAGGCUAGAUAGGUAAACUAAACAGAGAGAGAAGCAAUCAUGGGUAUGGAGGAGUUUGAAGGCUUGGAUUGUUGUUACUGGCUCCUUUGACUUUGGCUUCCAUCUUUUUUCUCUGGCUCUGAAAACUAGAGGUUGCAACCAGAAAUGGAUUUUUCAGAGUCCACAAAAGUAGUUUACAGUAGGAUCCAGAAACUAGACCCUGAAAAUGUCGGCAAGAUUAUUGGCAUUCUUCUGUUACAAGAACAUGGUGAGCGUAACAUGAUCCGGCUGGCAUUUAGCCCUGAUAAUUUGAUCCAGUCUGUGAUUAAUAAGGCAAAAACCGAGCUAUGCAAACAUGUAGUGUCGUCUCCAAUCUCACCUUCUCAGGUGAACCAAGUGGCUGUUUCAGACCUGCCUAUGCAAUUCACUCCCUAUUCUCCAAGUUUAACACGACCAAUCUCGUGUCCCACAACUCUAGGAGCAGCUAAUCCAUUUAGUAGGGAGGCUCAAGUGGCUGGUGAUCAGCAACCACUGCAAGCUGUAGACUUCAUCCCACCAGGGUACUUGGAUUCUGCUGCUGAAGAUUAUUGCCUCCAGAGUCAUCAAAUGCAGUUUCUGCCAGACUUCUCGAGCAAUAUCUGCUAUCAUGAACCUGCAUUGGGUGUGAGGACUCGAAGGUCUCCAAGCUUGCCUGAGUUUCCUCUUAAGGUUUGCCAUUACUUCAGUAAGGGCUUUUGCAAGCAUGGAAACAACUGCAGGUACUUCCAUGGCCACGCCAUGCCAGAGAGCUUCUCACAGUUUUUCUGCCCGAACUCAAAUGAGGCUCAAGGUGAUGACCAUGUUGUCUCUCCUGGCUCCCUUGAGAAGCUAGAGUAUGAAAUAAUUGAACUUCUGAAAUCUAGAAGAGGGUUUCCCAUAUCUAUUGCCUCUUUGCCAAUGAUGUAUUAUGAGAAAUAUGGGAGGACUCUUCAGGCCGAGGGGUACCUUACUGAGAGCCAGAGACAUGGUAAGGCUGGUUAUAGCCUCACAAAGCUUCUUGCUAGAUUGAAAAACAGCAUUCGUCUCAUUGAUCGGCCUCAUGGACAACACUCGGUUAUAUUGGCCGAAGACAUUCCAAAAUACUUGGAGUAUACUGGCGAGAAAACUGAACCUGGUGGAAUCAUUGCUGGUUCUCGACAGAUUUAUCUCACUUUUCCAGCUGAGAGUAAUUUCACUGAGCAAGAUGUUUCCAAUUAUUUCAACAAAUAUGGGCCAGUUCAAGAUGUGCGCAUCCCAUGCCAGCAGAAGAGGAUGUUUGGGUUUGUCACCUUUCUUUAUGCAGACACGGUGAGACAUAUUUUGUCGAAAGGGAACCCUCAUUUUGUAUGCGGGGCUCGUGUUCUGGUGAAACCUUACAGGGAAAAGUCUAGGCCUGUCGACAGGAAGUUUUCAGACAAGAUGCAGCAUUCUCCAUGCUUCAAUUCACAUUACAUUGAUGCGGAUGCAGAUCUUCACUCAAUGCCAAGAAUUUGUGACAGUUCAAGACUGCUAAGAAAGCAAUUCAUAGAGGAGCAUCAGCAGGUACUUGAGUGUGAGAGAAGGCGUCGCUCGGAAAUGCACUUAGCAGCCAAGCCCUUGUCACAUCAUCAUCAUCUCUAUUAUGGCUACUCUAUGGAUGAUUUCAAGCAUCCAGAAGCUAAUGCAGACCAAGCUGAGUUCCCAUAUGCAAAGGAAUUUAACAUUUUGCUGGAUGCUUGGAAUAAUGCUUCCAUCAGUGAGGACAAAAUUCGACACAUAAACACUAAUUACACCGAUCACCAGGAUAGCAGCCAAGGUAUUAUCCUCCCAGAGAGCCCAUUCGCAUCUGCAGUAUCAACAGUUACAUAGGGAUUCAAACAAACAGUAAUUAUAGAGAGGUAGAGGUACCGGAUUGCUACACUAAGACACUACUAAUUUAUGCUUUGGAUACAACAGGACAGACCUACAUAUUCUUCUAUUGCACUUUCACUUUACCUCAAGUUCAUGGGUCUGUUCAGCUAAAUAUAUAGAGUUCGUUUACACCAACUGAAGAACAGAGAGUAGAAGUACUUCCAUUUUCCCCAAUAUGUGGAGGAGAAGAAUUCUAAGGAAGAAAGAUACAGAAAGCUAAUAUGUCACAGGUUUCUAAGCCUUUUUCUUUUCGCCCGUUACUUCUUUUAAUGUAAUCACAGAGGUUGCAAUUGAGACUAGAGGCCCUAGAGGGCUUGUGGGUUUUUUACUGAAAUAUAAGUAGUUUGCUAUUAGUUGAAGAAGAAAGUAAGUGGUAGUGGAAAAAAUGCAGGAUAUGCAGAGUGAAGAAAAAAGGUGUAGAGAGAUCUCUGCAGCACUGAGAAACAGAUUCCAAUAAAAUUUGAGUUAUACAAAUUUUCUGGUUACCUUGCUAUAUAUUUAAAAUGCUUAUACCAUGCAUUAUCUG